ACGGGCAGCAGCUGCGAGCGGAGCUGAGCCCGGCACGGAACAGCACGGCCAGCCCGGCACGGAACGGCACGGCCAGCCCGGCACGGCCCGCAGCGCUCACCGCCCCGGCCCCGCAGCAGACCCACCGCCGGAGCUGACAUCUUCCACAUCUGCUGCACAGAAAAUCAAAAUGGAAACCAUGCAUGAGUUGAUCCCCUUCGCCAAAGAAAUGCUCAGCCAGAAGCCCAACAGGAAGAUGGUCAAGCUGUACAUGCUGGGCAGCGUGCUGGCUUUCUUUGGUGUGGUUAUUGGUCUGGUGGAGACAGUGUGCAGUCCUUUCACCUCUGGGGGGACGCUAGAGGAGGAGAAGAAACCUGCCCCAACAAGAGAGCAAAGGCUUCCCCAGAAACAGGAGGAUUUGAUCUUGGAAAAGAGCAAGAAGGCGGCGGGGAUGCAGAGGGCCCUGGUGAGCAGGCAGCACGGCUGCUGAGAGCCCUGCAGCUGGAGAGGCACCUGCUGAGCAACCAAGCACAAGAGACUCUGCUGCCCUGUCCUACCUGGUGGUGGUUCCAGCAAGAAGAGAAGGGUUGGCUGAAGGAGGAGACCGCAAGUGCAAGACUUGAAAGAAGCAACCGGUUUUAUUUGCUGCUGUGCAGCAGUGGGGAAAAAAUACCUUUUGUUGGUAUAAAAAUGUGCAAGAUGCACAGCAAGGUUUCUUAUUUUUAUUACAGAUGCAUUUUACAACAUCAAUAAAUAUUUUAUAUGGUA
Molecule: messenger RNA, 747 nt
Organism: Apus apus (common swift)
Lineage: Eukaryota; Metazoa; Chordata; Aves; Apodiformes; Apodidae
Gene: G0S2
Product: G0/G1 switch 2
Exons: 2
Coding region: 170-469 (99 amino acids)
Biological process (GO): positive regulation of extrinsic apoptotic signaling pathway
Cellular component (GO): mitochondrion
Source: RefSeq, a predicted model, not a curated record